Trematomus bernacchii (emerald rockcod) is the source of this 3344-nucleotide messenger RNA. RefSeq names its product protein FAM117B-like. The transcript has 10 exons. The coding region runs from base 1 to 1251 and encodes 416 amino acids. The record is from RefSeq and is a predicted model, not a curated record. NCBI's taxonomy places the organism in Eukaryota, Metazoa, Chordata, Actinopteri, Perciformes, Nototheniidae.
AUGAAUCCAGAGUCCUGGCUGUUUCAGCCGUCGUGCCGCAUCAGCCGGGAGAGAAAAACAUCCAUCCACGACGACGAGGAGGCAGGAGCUCCAUGCACCUUUGCAUGCAGCGCAGCUCGGUCACAUUCCUGCAGUCUGCAUCAGUGGCCUUAUCCUCCCACAUCUUCUCGCGGUGCUCCUCCACGUCCUCCGGCGUCCCCCACUUCUCCUUCUGAGUGCUCCGCUCCUCAUUCUCCUCUCGGGCUCCCGCCAUCCAUCCAGCUGUGGCCCUCGCAGGGCGCGACUGCUGGCGCUCACCUGACAGGUCCCUGGCCUCAGGACGACUGCCAGCACCCGUACUCUCCCUACAUGAGGGACAAAGCGACGCAGACCCCCAGGGCCUGGGCAGAUGAGAGGAGGAGGGGCUCUCACAAACGCUCGGCCUCCUGUGGGAGCACCGACCAGCUCAAGGAGAUUGCCAAAUUGCGACAGCAGCUUCAGCGCAGCAAACGCAGCAGCCGCCAUCGGAGGGAUAAAGACCGCAAGUCCCCGUUCAAUGGCAGCCAUACCAUCAUCCAGUCGCAGUCACCUAUGCCCAAGGCCAUCCUGAUACCCAUCCCUAUAUCCAAGUCAUCGGCCCCUCGUUUCCGAAACAGCGUAGAGGGCCUAAACCAGGAGAUUGAACGCAUCAUCAUCAGGGACACGCCUGAAAAAGACGACACCAUCGUUCCACAGGAUGUCCCAGAUGGGCACCGCGCACCACCACCCGUCCCCCCACGGCGCAGCAGCAGCACCCGCAGCAUAGACACACAGACUCCCUCGGGGGGCGGCCUGAGCGGUAACCAUAGCAACUGCAGUAGCCGGCCCGACUCCAUCUCGCCCUCCUACCUCACCGUCCUCAACGACACGAGUGGAGGCAGCCCCUACGAGGACAAAGAGCUAGGCCCCUGCUCCCCGCUGCCUAAAUAUGCCGCCUCCCCCAGACCCAACAACAGCUACAUGUUCAAGAGGGAACCUCCAGAGGGCUGCGAGAAAGUCAAAGUGUCCGAGGACACCAUAACCAAACCUCCGCAGGACCUCCCUCGCUUCUUGUGUCCCGACCGCAACAAGGUCAACUUCAUCCCCAACAUCGGCUCUGCCUUCUGCCUCGUCAGCAUCCUGAAGCCCUUACUCCCCGGUCCCCGAGGUCCAGUGGGCCUCCGGAGCCUGUCCCCGUCCCUCGUGCCUCUGUCCACCCAGCCCUGCCUCCUGGAGGAGCCCGAGAGCUUCUGACGGCUUCACGUCACCCCCGGAAGACCCCCCCCCCCCCAACAAAAUCAGAAAACACUUACUAGGAAACAACCCUUCUGCUCUAAGAAUGCCUUCAGCAUGCCAGCUAAGCUCUCUCUGAUGUCCUUAUCUCGUUGACAAAGCGCUUCCCACUGCCUCUCCUCAGACGACUACAACGUGAGAGUCCUGCAGCCCUGUGCGGGGGUGUGCAGCUAACAUUUCAUCGCUUUCUUCUACCUUUAGUGCUGGUUAUGUUCCUGUUUUCUCGGGAGGAAAAGGGCGAAAGGACAGACUCUUUUUUUCAUCGUAUUAUACCAUGGCGCCUUUCCACGGAUAUAUCUCUUUUUCUAUCUGUAGUUAUUUCUCUUGAUAUAAAAUAUGCCUUCCAUUGUAAAAGAAAAAAAAAAAAAAAAAAAGGCCACUGGUUUCCUCGGCGACCAAGAGUUUGACCACGGAGGCUAAUUUUGGUGCUGCCAGAUAUAUCGUAGCAAAACUUGAACGGUCGCGACAAGGAGGAGUUUAAAAAUGUGCCUGAUAUUUUAGACCACUCAGUUUCGCUCCACCAGCGUAGUGCUCCAUCAUGUUUGACCCUUUAGCAUGGCACACAUGAUGUGAGCACUAUGCUGGCCAUAGAUACACACACACAAGCAGAAUAUACAGGCAGUGGUGGAAAGUAACUAAGUACAUUUACUCAAGUACUGUAAUUAAGUACACAUUUUGAAGCAUUUUUACAACUUAAAAGGGAAACAUUAUACUUUGUACUUCACUACAUUUAAUUUUUAAGCUUUAGUUACUUUAUAUUUAUUAUGAUUUGUUGUAAAUGUAAUCUAUCCAACAAUAUAUUUAAGUACCUAAAACAAUUAGUAGGACAGGAAAUUAAUUUGCAGCAAUUUAAUUAAGUUUUUGUAUAAAAACACUUCGCAUUUCCAGCUUGUGUGUGAAGAUUUGCUGCUUUUACUUGCUAAUAUUUUAAUUUAUUUGUAAUAUAUUUUUCUGCAAUGAGUUUCUCAAUGCAAGACUUACUUGUAAUGGAGUAUUUUUACAGUGUAGUACUAGUUAUUUUACUUAAGUAAAAUAUCUGAAUACUUCUUCCACCACUGUAUACAAGGAGGGGGUUUUAAAACAUAUUUAUGUGUACUUUUAUCAGCCAUUUGCAGUGCAGGCUGACUGUAAACGGGUACAAGCUUCACUAACAGGUAGCAGUGAGGCCCCCCCAUCUGCUGCUGUGUAUCUAUGGGAAACGCAGGCCAGGGCUAUGAUGUGUGCAGCGUGUUCUACCUGUCUGCUUGCCCCUCCUUCCCAAGCGCCAGCCUUUGCUUCAGAAAUGUCCCUCCUUACUCCACGUCCAUCACACACACACCCCCCUUUUGUUCCAGCUCUUUCUCUCCUCCUAUCUCCCUCACAGUCACUGUAAAGCUGAUUUCCUCCUGUCUUGCUCAGCUCGUGUUGUUGUGAAAUGUGUCCAGACGGUUCUCAUCUUGGCUCCCUCGGGCCUGCAGAGCCCUGAACAUGGAGAGGCUAGUGAACACAUCCCAAUAUCACUACUUUUCAAGAUGGUCUCCACAGUAUUUCUGUCAACCUAAUCAAUAUUUAAACUUAGUUUGAAAUGCACCACUUUUUAUCUUUUGCAUCGAAACAUUUCAGACGCGCUGCGCCACAUUUGGAGCUGUUGAUUGACGGCCUCUCCAUGCCCCGGCCCCUCUUCCUGUAAAUGUCAUUACUACUUAACUGUACCUGCUUCGGUGGGAUAGGAAUGUACUGGAAUUGUAAAUAUAAAAGGCACACUGUGUUUGUAUUAUCGGCUGACAAAGAUAUGUAUCUGAAUGAGUUGUACCAUAGACCCCCUCCCUUCCUCCCUUCCUCCCUUCCUCCCUUCCUCCCUUCCUCCCUUCCUUCCUUCCCCUCCUGCUUUUUCUCCGCUGAGUACUGUGAAUUACAUGUCUCAUUAUUGUGAAUAAUAAUGUAUUUAUUUAUCAGGAGUGUUAUUGGGUCUUCAGAGAAUUUUAACCAAGAAUAGAUUACAUCCUCCAUCUCAGGUUGUAGUGAUUAGCAUACAAAAAAAGAUGACUUACUUCUCGUGCACACUAACAAGUCUA